AUGGCCCACAACACCACACCCCUGCGUAGGGCCUUGGUGGAGUGUGUGAAGAAUCAGUUUGGCUUCCUUAACUAUGAAGCUGGAGACAGCAAGAAACUCUUUUUCCAUGUGAAGGAAGUUCAGGAUGGCAUUGAGCUACAGGCUAGAGAUGAGGUAGAAUUCUCAGUGAGAGUCAAGUACCCCAAUGGUACUUCGGCAGCACUGCAUGAAACUGGGGUUAUUGAAAAACUGCUGACCUCUUAUGGAUUUAUUCAGUGUUCAGAACGUCAAGCUAGACUUUUCUUCCACUGUUCACAGUACAAUGGCAACCUGCAGGAGCUAAAAGUAGGAGAUAAUGUUGAAUUUGAAGUAUCCUCUGACCGGCGGACUGGAAAACCUAUUGCUGUUAAAUUGGUGAAGAUUAAACCAGAAAUCCUACAGGAAGAACGGAUUAAUGGACAAGAAGUGUUUUAUCUGACUUACACCCCUGAAGACAUGGAAGGGAAUGCUCAGCUGGAAACCAGAGAUAAGAUAAAUUUUAUAAUUGACACAAAUAAACAUACUGGUGCUGUAAGUGCUCACAAUAUUAUGCUGUUGAAAAAGACUCGCUGUCAAGGAGUAGUUUGUGCCAUGAAGGAAGCAUUUGGCUUUAUUGAAAGGGGUGAUGUUGUAAAGGAGAUAUUCUUUCACUAUAGUGAAUUUAAGGGUGACCUAGAAGCCUUACAGCCUAGAGAUGACAUGGAAUUCACAAUCAAAGACAGAAAUGGUAAAGAAGUUGCAACGGAUGUCAGACUACUGCCUCAAGGAACAGUUAUUUUUGAAGAUAUCAGCAUUGAAUAUUUUGAUGGAACUGUAACCAAAGUUAUUCCAAAAGUACUUAAUAAAAACCAGAAUGAUCCAUUGCCUGGAUGCAUCAAAGUAGAUUUUGUGAUUCCUAAAGAACUUCCUUUUGGAGACAAAGAUACAAAAUCCAAGGUGACUCUGCUGGAAGGUGACCAUGUUGGGUUUAACAUUUCAACAGACCGACGUGACAAAUUAGAAUGAACAACCAACAUAGAAGUUCUCACCAAUAUGUUUCAAUGCACUAAUGAAACCAGAGAAAUGGGUGUGAUUGCUGCCAUGAGAGAUGGUUUUGGGUUUAUCAAAUGUGUGGAUCGUGAUGCCCGCAUGUUCUUUCACUUCGGUGAAAUUCUGGAUGGGAACCAGCUCCAUAUUUCGGAUGAAGUAGAGUUUACAGUGGUUCCUGAUGUGCUGUCUGCCCAAAGAAAUCAUGCUAUCUGGAUUAAAAAGCUUCCUAAGGGCACGGUUUCAUUCCACACCCAUUCAGAUCACCGCUUUGUCGGCACCGUAGAGAAAGAAGCCACUUUUGCCAAUCCGAAAACCACUAGUUCAAAUGAAGGCAAAGAAAAGGAGGCUAAAGAUGGAAUUAUUGUGUAUGAUGACUGUGGGGUGAAACUGACCAUUGCAUAUCAAGCCAAGGACCUGGAAGGCUCCACUCCUCCUCAGAUAGGAGAUAAGGUUGAAUUUAGUGUAAGUGAAACAAAGAGGACUGGUCAGCAGACAGCAACUUGUGUCCGACUUUUAGGUUGUAACUCCAAUGCCAAGAGUCUCUUGGGUUAUGUGGCAACCCUGAAGGAUAAUUUUGGAUUUAUUGAAACAGCCAAUCAUGAUAAGGAAAUCUUUUUCCAUUACAGUGAGUUCUCUGGUGAUGUCGAUAGCCUGGAACUGGGGGACAUGGUCGAAUACAGCUUGUCAAAAGGCAAAGGCAACAAAGUCAGUGCGGAAAAGGUGAACAAUACACACUCAGUUAAUGGCACAACUGAGGAAGCUGAUCCAACCAUCUACUCAGGUAAAGUCAUCUGCCCCCUGAGGAGUGUUGAUCCAACCCAGACUGAAUACCAAGGCAUGAUUGAGAUCUUGGAGGAGGAGGACAUGAAAGGUGAGGUCUAUCCAUUUGGCAUUGUCGGGAUGGCUAACAAAGGGGAUUGCCUUCAGAAGGGGGAAAGUGUCAAAUUCCAGUUGUGUGUCCUGGGUCAGAAUGCACAGACAAUGGCCUACAACAUCACACUCCUGCAUAGGGCCUUGGUGGAGUGUGUGAAGGAUCAGUUUGGCUUCAUUAACUAUGAAGUUGGAGACAGCAAGAAACUCUUUUUCCAUGUGAAGGAAGUUCAGGAUGGCAUUGAGCUACAUUCAGUGAUUCUCAAUCAGCGUACCGGCAAAUGCAGUGCCUGCAAUGUCUGGCAUGCCUGUGAAGGCCCCAAGGCUGUUGCAGCUCCACGACCUGACCAAUUGGUCAAUCGCUUGAAGAGCAUCACUCUAGAUGAUGCCAGUGCUCCUCGCCUAAUGGUUCUUCAUCAGCCAAGGGGACCAGAUAACUCAAUGGGAUUUGGUGCAGAAAGAUCCGUCAAGCUAGUGUCAUUGACUAACCCCAUCUACAAAGCACAUCACUUAAUCAGAUAUGAUCAAGUGGGGGGGGGGGUUCUGGUGAAGGGUUCUGAAUAUCUCCCUCUUCAUCCCUCCCAAAAUCUGGAAUACUUAUUCUAUGGAGCUAUUACACCAGUAUUAACACCUUCCUCAUGUUAUGUUUAA
This is a messenger RNA of Trichosurus vulpecula (common brushtail), 2568 nucleotides long. Its product is annotated as cold shock domain-containing protein E1-like. Lineage: Eukaryota; Metazoa; Chordata; Mammalia; Diprotodontia; Phalangeridae. The record is from RefSeq and is a predicted model, not a curated record. Gene Ontology annotation, molecular function: nucleic acid binding.